Messenger RNA from Synchiropus splendidus (mandarinfish), 1679 nucleotides. RefSeq lists its product as uncharacterized. Bases 355 to 1251 code for a protein of 298 amino acids. Lineage: Eukaryota; Metazoa; Chordata; Actinopteri; Syngnathiformes; Callionymidae. The transcript is spliced from 7 exons. The record is from RefSeq and is a predicted model, not a curated record.
GUUUUGUUAUUUAAGGAAGGAGCGAUAUAACCGAGUAUUAUAAGUAAAUCAGUUCUGCUCGGUUAUGUUACGUUAAGCCGUUGUAUGCCGGUCUGUUUCCGAUAUUCUCUUUCAUCUAUCGAGAGACAUAUUUUCUGGCCUGAAAAUGUGAUCCGUGUAACAGAUAUGUCGCUAACAAUGUCGCGUUGUUUGACUUGGACUUUCAUUUUCGCCACUUCCUGAACACCUGAGAAGCUCCUCCUCGAGCUUGGCCUCCGCAUAUAUAUGUAAGACGCAUCAACUUUCGGUUUUGUAGAGAACUACGCACCACAGAAAGCGGGUCGUUAUUUAAGGUUUGAAACCUUCUUGAGAGUCAUGAAAGGCCUCCUGCUCGUCGCCUUCGUCGCCCUGGUCCAGGUGUCAUGGGCUACUUUGCUGAUUAAAGGGCCAACUGGGCCGGUGCUGGAGGGGGAUAACGUCACCAUCGAGUGUCAGUACGUCGACUCCGACCUGAACAUCAGUGACGUUCAUUUCGAGAGCUACUACAAGGGCCUCAGGGACUGGCGCCACAUUUGGGGACUCUCUUGGUGCUGCUACUGCAGACACAUUGAACAGGUGGGCGACAAACUGGUCCUGAGGCUGCCUGACGUUGUGAGGUUCAUGGGCGGACCUUACCACUGCGUGUCAUCCAACCAAAACGUGUCAUCCGCCGACCUCUCUUCCCCGCCACUGGCCUUCAAAGUUCAUUACAUGGACAAGCCGUGGUUGGCCAAAGAGAGCUUCCGAAGGUUCCGUGGAUUCCCGAGAGAGCUGAUAGUGCGGAAAGGAGACGAUGUGAAGAUCAACUGCUCUUCCUACUCAUCGGACGAGCCAGAGUACAGCUGGCAAAAAGAGGACAGUGACUGGAUUCUUCCAUCCUCUCAGCUCCUGCUCAAGAAGGUGGAUGAGUCGGACGCAGGAGAGUACACGUGUCAGGCCAUUCAUCCCACUGUCGACAAACUGAGCAAGAAAAGCAGCUUCGUCCUGGUUGUGCUGCCCGAGGACGCCCCAUGGUAUCAGUCCAGCGAUGGCCGCCUCGUGCUGGUGACCUCGGGUGGCGCCGUGCUUCUUCUGGUGAUUCUGUCUGUCAUCAGCGUGGUUGUGUGCCGCAGGGUCAAGAAAGCCAAAACCAGCAAGGGGCCCAUCGAUGAUGGGUCUCUGAAGAAACCAAUCUACAAAAACAGUUUGACGUCCAUCCCCUCCACCUGUGGCGACAAAGAACCUCUGGUGUGAAGGUGAAGGAGGAGGGAAGCCAGUCUGGGAAAGAGGGGUUUGCUUUGUAGUGGGAGUGCUUCUGUAAGAUGGCCGCUCAGAGAGGGGGGCAAUUAUGACAGUUGCAAUUGCAGAAUAUAAUAAAAACAUAUGGGGAUUGCUUUAUUGCUACAAGCGCUGGUUAUUGCUAGUUGUCCAAAUUGCUGUGCAAUAGCACAAAGCAUGAGAUGUUUUCCGAUUAAUGUUUAGGCAAUGAGUUUUGCAUAUUCAGUGUCAGCACGCUUUAUUUUUUUUUCUUAAAGGUAAUUUUGUUAGUUGAGGAAAAAAAAUGGUGAUUGAUAAAAGCAUUGUGUCUUUCGAGAGCUUUUAAGAUUGUAGAGCAUUGGCACCUUAUAAUUUAUUCUGUUCCUUGUGUAUCAGGGAUUUUAAUAAAGGGGUGAUGGGCAAAA